Molecule: messenger RNA, 1731 nt
Organism: Eutrema salsugineum
Lineage: Eukaryota; Viridiplantae; Streptophyta; Magnoliopsida; Brassicales; Brassicaceae
Exons: 8
Coding region: 1-1731 (576 amino acids)
Source: RefSeq, a predicted model, not a curated record
AUGUCGACUAGGGGUUCACCUUCUCAACCAGAGAGAUCUGAGGCUGAGUAUGCUACGGCAUCAGAAGAAGGAUUGGGUUCAAACUCAAAUGUUGAUCCAUUACAACCGCAAGAGGAUGUCUCAAUACCAAUGGAACCUCGAGGUUUAUUCUUCAAGCAAAGCGAGUAUCUGUUAUACCCGAAGCUUCAAUCAAGGUGUGAAACCUUUAAUUUCAUGGAAGUCUUCAAGAGGCUUGAUAUCUCAGAGAGAAACUGGUUUGAGAACCACCCACAAUUCAAGCAUAUUGUCCACAUGUUUAUCCAGAAGAAUAGAAUGUUAAUGGGAAUGUGGAUGUUGCUUCUCCGAACAGCAGUGACAGACAAGAAGCGGCAGUGUUGGUUUGUUGUGAAUGUUAGGGAUUUUGUGGAGGAGCAGUUUGGAAAGACUAAUAUUGAGGUGAAAGAGGUGCGUGAGAAGCUGGAAUCAAUGGAUUUCAUAGAAGGUGGUACUGAUAGGUUGAAGAUGGUUGUACUUUUCUUCUUAGCAACUGUCAUCAAAGGAAAGUCCAAGAAAUAUGGUGGAUCCAUAGACCCAUUCAUUCUCCGAGUGGUGGAUGAUCUGGAUCUGUGUGAAACGUUUCUCUGGGGUCGUUUCAUUUUUGAUGACGUCUUAGCUGAGGUUGCACAUCUGGUGGAUCAUUUUGGAGGAUCUGUUCGAGGGAAUUGGACUUUUCCGGGGUUCAUAUUGCCUUUAGAGAUUUUGGCGUUUGAAUCUAUCCCGGUUCUGAAAGAAGCAUUUCAAGAAAAAGUUUGGAAUGCAGAUGGUGAUUGUCCAAGAAUGUGCAAGUGGAAGUUUAAGAGAACAUGCAAAACAGGAUUUUCUUUAGCUGAUAUAUAUGAAGUGCUUGGAGAUACAAAGGAUAUUAUUAGUAUCUUGGUACCUGAAGAUGGAGAAGCUAAACUCUUGCUUGACAUCCUAGACGAGCAUGUAUGGGAUGACUUCGAAGUAGGAGAAGAUGAUGCUGUUUCUGACCCUGUUGUUGAUAGUUGGCACACGAUUUUAGUCCAACAAAAGAAGAAGAUACACUUGAAGGAUCUGUACCAAUUAGAUGUUAAAUCCCGAGAAGACCAGCCAUUGCCCAAACCGACAGAUACUGAAGCGGUAGGAAGUGAGGAUGUGUUGAAGAAGAUGGAAGAAGGGUUUAUAAAGAUUAAUGAGAAAAUGGAAGAAGGGUUUAGGAAGAUUAAUGAGAAGGUUCAUGAGAUGGACACAAGACUGAAGUCUGUAGAAAUGAAAAUAGCUGAUCAAAGAAGAGAUUCUGAUUUUAUGGAUUUUCAGUAUGAAGAUGUGGGGAGAGUGUAUGAAACAGGUGGAGGAUCAAAUGCAAGAGGUGAUAAGGGUAUGGAGGAGACAACGAACACACCUGUAGAGGAGACCACAGAUGCACCUGCAGAGGAGACCAGGGACGCACCUGCAGAGGAGACCAGGGACGCACCUGCAGAGGAGACCAGGGACGCACCUGCACCUGUACCUGCGGAGGAGACCACAGACGCACCUGCACCUGCACUGGAGACCACAAACGCACCUACACCUGUAGUGGAGACUCCUGAACCACCACCAAAGAAACCACGCUACAAAAUAUGUAUGCGGAAGAGUGCUGAGUCUAAAGGACGGCUGCGAUCAUUAGGAGUAGGAGAAAGGGUACAACUGAUUUUUUUGGUUAGUACAACUGAUAUUAUCGCGUACAACUAG